CUUAUUUUUAAUUAAAUAAUAAAAUAUUUCGUAAUUCGAGUUUUUUCAAUGCCUAUCCUAUCUAAUAACUGAAGAUUUCAUAACAAAGAAUAAAAAAGUACACUUAAAACAAUUUUGAAAAUAGACAUUUUAAGUUCUCGAAUUCCAAAAGCGCCAUCUAUGAGCUAUAAAAAGAGAUGCGCGCGCAGUUUCAAAACCCGGUUUUGUUUUUCCAUAAGGGCUGGUCUACACUACUGCAGUUCUUUCUGGAGCGCUCCGAAGCGCGGGUGUUUCUGUGGUUAUAAAAGAGUUUCUAUAUUACGAAGGGGUAACCAACGCGCAACGGUCAGGCGGAAGUGAUCGCCACAGCCCACAUCCACAACCUGCGAUACCAGUACAGAGGAAACGUCGCCAGAUUACAAUAUGGCUGACAUGGAGGAUAUCGCCAUGAUGGCCGUGAAACCAGAGACCUCCAACGGUACGGAUAGGAAGACCGUGCCGAUACCUCGCAUAGCCAUCACAUCCACCAUCAAAGCACCAGUACAUAUCGACGUGGGUGGAGUCAUAUACACCUCAUCGCUAGAGACUUUGACUGCGUACCCGGACUCCAAGCUCGGCAAGCUGUUCUCCGGCUCCAUACCCAUAGUGCUCGACGCGCUGAAACAGCACUAUUUCAUAGACAGAGACGGCAAGAUGUUCCGACAUAUCCUCAACUUCCUGAGGAACGGCAAACUGCUGCUGCCGAGCAACUUCAAGUAUCUAGACUUGUUGAUGACUGAAGCCAAGUAUUUUGAAUUGCAUCAAAUGAUUUUCGAAAUUUUGGAGCUGAAGAAUCAUCGUGACCAACUCAAGCCGGAACAAGUGUGGGAGGAACCACGGACUUCCGUCUCCGAGGAGGAGGAACUAUAGGCUUUUUACUGAAAUUCAAGCAUUCAAGCAUCAUUUAACUUUCCAGAAGAUUUUAGUCAUUGCAUUUAAUAGUGAAUACCUACGGCUCAUCUAGAUGAGUUACAUUAUUGUCUUCUCAGAUCUUAAAUUGGGAAUAGCAAUUUUUUUAUUUAUUAGGAGUUGGUAUGUUUUGUUUUAAUAGUCUG
Molecule: messenger RNA, 1073 nt
Organism: Aricia agestis (brown argus)
Lineage: Eukaryota; Metazoa; Arthropoda; Insecta; Lepidoptera; Lycaenidae
Gene: twz
Product: BTB/POZ domain-containing protein kctd15
Exons: 6
Coding region: 403-888 (161 amino acids)
Biological process (GO): protein homooligomerization
Molecular function (GO): protein binding
Source: RefSeq, a predicted model, not a curated record